AUGUUUACCGAGGAGAUUUCCAAAAUUGAAGAUUUUCAGUAUGUGGUUAAUCCGCCAACCAUGCAAAAGAUAGCUUUUGGGACCACAUUGCCCAGAUUGGUUCUACCACGUUCCGGACCAUGUUUAUCCUCGUUUAUGCGCGCUCAUCAAGGCGAUGAUCCGCUUAGUCCGGGCCCAGCUGCUUAUAUGGUUAAAACAACUUACAAGGAUUGUCCAUCCCUCCUUGGCUUCUCAGCAUUUGCAGGCACACGUCUGCUACCCCAACGAAUAAACAAGUAUGGACAUGGUUUCUUAGAUGAAGUCCCAAAACCCUUUAAAAAGGCCCCAAAACCGUUCAACGUGGGCGCGAAACGUAUGCAUUAUUCUACUUUUUUGACACCACCACCGUCGGCUUAUGCUUGUGAUAAACCAACCCUUAAAUUGAAAAUCUCAUCAGCUUUUGGUAGCGAACACAAAUAUAUACCGCACGUUGAAAUAAAAUGUUUCCCACAUAACAUUGUCGUGUGUGCAGAAUGUCGCCAAACACCAAUCGGUGAUUAUUGGCAUAAUGCUAAUGAUAAUCAAGACAUAUGCCGUACAUGCAUGACUGCGAAAAGGACCAUUUUCCAUAGCUGUCAAAUCGACAAUACUAAACGACGAAGCCUACGGCGUAAAUUGGAAGAAUAUAGGUAUCGCCGUUAUUGCAGCUUCUUUCAUGAACAUAAUGGAACAACCGCUGCUGAACAGAUUAUGCCUACGAAGACACUUAUAUAUAAAAUUAACCUAGAGAAUUAUUUAUCACAGUAUAUAACAAAACCAAAGUUAAAACGGGUAUACUCCUCCCUAUAG
Molecule: messenger RNA, 828 nt
Organism: Glossina fuscipes
Lineage: Eukaryota; Metazoa; Arthropoda; Insecta; Diptera; Glossinidae
Exons: 4
Coding region: 1-828 (275 amino acids)
Source: RefSeq, a predicted model, not a curated record